This is a messenger RNA of Lycium ferocissimum, 1321 nucleotides long. RefSeq lists its product as uncharacterized. The transcript has 4 exons. NCBI's taxonomy places the organism in Eukaryota, Viridiplantae, Streptophyta, Magnoliopsida, Solanales, Solanaceae. Gene Ontology annotation, molecular function: hydrolase activity. Bases 122 to 1069 code for a protein of 315 amino acids. The record is from RefSeq and is a predicted model, not a curated record.
UUAAAAAAUCACUCUGUCUUCUCUGACCUUCAUAUGAAGUAAUUAUAAAAUCCCAAACACAUUUCAUUAUCUUCUUACAAAUAGAGCAAAAAGGCAAAAUCAUAUUCAACAGUUUCCAAAAAUGGAACAAAUGGAGCACAAAUAUGUUGAAGUGAACGGGCUAAACAUUCAUGUAGCUGAAAUUGGAAGUGGGAAUUCCCCAGUUGUAGUGUUCUUGCAUGGUUUCCCUGAAAUAUGGUAUUCUUGGAGGCACCAAAUGAUUGUUGUGGCCAAAGCUGGUUACAGAGCUAUUGCACCCGAUUUCAGAGGAUACGGGUUGUCGGAUCAACCACCCCAACCCGAGAAAACCACCUUUCUUGAUUUUACAAAUGACACCCUUGCACUUCUUGAUGCUCUUAAUAUCUCUAAGGUUUUUCUCGUCGGUAAAGACUUUGGAUCUAUUGUCAUUUCACGUUUUGUCACUCUCUAUGAGGAGAGAGUCUCUGGAUUUGUUGUUAUGGGAGUGCCAUUUUUGCCGCCACAACCUCUCGAGUUUAAACAAGGCAUCCCUGAAGGCUUCUAUAUUUCGAGAUUUGGGGAGCCUAGAAGAGCUGAAGCUGAUUUUGGUCGCCUUGACGCAAAAACUGUAGUGAGGAAUGUAUACAUUCUUUUCUCCAGAAGUGAAUUACCGAUAGCCAAUGAGAAUCAGGAAAUCAUGGACAUUGUGCAACCUGGUACCCCACUACCACCUUGGUUCUCUGAGGAAGACCUAGCUGCAUAUGGAGCUCUGUAUGAGAAAUCUGGUUUCCAAACUGCUUUGCAGGUUCCUUAUAGGUCACUGCAUGAACAAGUCAACAUUACAGAUCCAACAGUUCAUGUUCCAGCACUGUUUAUUAUGGGUGAGAAGGAUUAUUUCCUCAAAUUUCCAGGAAUCGAAGAGUACAUUAGUAGUGGAGGACUCAAAAAUUCAGUACCUAACCUGGAGAUUUCCUCUCUGCCAGAAGGAAACCAUUUCGUCCAAGAGCAACUACCUGACAAGGUUAAUCAACUUGUGCUCGAAUUCCUUAAUAAGAAUAGUAAGCUGAAGUAAGGCCUCGUUGUUGUUGUUGCUCCGUCUACUAAGAAUAGAAAGUUCCAAUAAGUGCCUCGUUGUUGUUGUUGCUCCGUCUACUAAGAAUAGAAAGUUCCAAUAAGGCGGCGUUGUUAUUGUUAUUGUUAUUGUUGUUGUUGUUGUUCCUUCAGUAAGUCCUAGUUGUGUUUUACAUACAUGUAAUAUAUUGCUGCAGUGACCCUGCAAUUCCUAUAAAAGCUGGAAUUGAAAGAAGAAAAUACUACCAUGUUA